AGGGCAGCGAGGAGCAGCCUUGUGUGCAGGUGGACUUCAAUAAACACCUCCCGGAGCCCUCGGCACAACACAGCAGGCCAGCAGACAGACUUCAGAGCCCGAGCUGCCUGCGGCACUACUGUCGCUGGCCAGGGCUGACCUCAAAAGGCCAAGACAUCCAGGCUUCUGCCUCCAGCCCCAGGCAGCUCCAUUCCACAAGUGCAACAACCGAGCCACGCAAAAGAAGUCAGCUGAAGGAUGGGAAGCAAGAGUAUGGUGUUCUCCAGCUCCUCCCAGGCUUCGAGCGCCGGCAGGCUGCACCGCAUCCCCACCUGCGCCUGGCACUUGGCUUGGCUCCGUUACCCCAGGAGCUAGAGAACAGCGAGGAGGCCCCCAGCUCUGGCACCAAAUGGAGCGUGAGCACAGCCAAGCUCACCAGCCAGGGUGGCCUGCUCUAA
Messenger RNA from Rangifer tarandus platyrhynchus (Svalbard reindeer), 437 nucleotides. The record is from the annotation of a GenBank genome assembly. NCBI's taxonomy places the organism in Eukaryota, Metazoa, Chordata, Mammalia, Artiodactyla, Cervidae.